Messenger RNA from Haliotis rufescens (red abalone), 6020 nucleotides. RefSeq lists its product as uncharacterized. Gene Ontology annotation, molecular function: interleukin-17 receptor activity. The record is from RefSeq and is a predicted model, not a curated record. The transcript is spliced from 23 exons. Lineage: Eukaryota; Metazoa; Mollusca; Gastropoda; Lepetellida; Haliotidae. The coding region runs from base 162 to 4733 and encodes 1523 amino acids.
CUGAGUCACUUAUGCACAGACCGACAACAGCAUAGCGGUGAUAUAGCCACCCUGGCGCACCCCAGUUGUCAAACUGAAAAUACAUUAGUUUGAAUUCGUGUUCAGUUAUUCCUUCUGUUGAGGUUAUAUUUCUUACUUUCCGUUUGCUUGGUGAAACAACCAUGAUCCAUCCUUGGAAAUAUAUUCUGUGUUUUAUAGUACCUGUCACAUUCGCAUAUAAUGGAAUUACUGUGAAUGGCAAUUGUUCAAGAACUCGACCCCCCGAACAGUUUUUAGUGUGGGGAAAACCGGGAUUGACUUUGGACUGCAUACUAUGGGGAACAGAACGUUGUAUUGGCAGCAUCCCACCACAUCUCGAGGGUAACCACCCAGCCUCAACUGCCUCUUCCUUGUCAGUGAAUGGGAAACUUAUUGCCGACCCCAACCAGAACAGCAGUCCUCAGAUCAUCAUAGAAUGGGAAUGGGAAGACACUGGAAGUGGUCGUCUUAAGGGAUUUCUCGUACAUGUACUGACAUAUAACCUCAAGGACGACAGUUCCAAUACAGUCUGUAGGAUAUUUGAUUUUUCUGGUAUCACUUUCAAUGCCAGUGGUCAUAAGCUGAAGUUUCAGAAGAAACUGGUUGGGUUCUCUGGCGGUUCACAUCUGCUGUAUCAGCUCCAUCUAUCGUCUCUCCCACAUCACUCACCAGAUGUCAGACUGACCAAGUUCUUCACACUGCAGCCAGUUCAAAGCGGAACAGAGAUACCUGCAAGUAACUGGAUACCUUUUAUAUCCUAUGAUGAAAUACUGUUUACUGCACCUGCUACUAUCGAGGCCAGAUUCAGCCUAGCACCCUCUAGAUAUGGCUUCAGACAAUACACAGUGAUGCUGGCGUUCAAGAAUGACAGUCUUAAUGCCGUAGCUACUUGCCAUUUAUCUGUCAAUUCCAGCUACCAUUGCCAACAUAGGGAAUUUGAUCCCCCUUCCCAGAAUGAGACCACAUUCCUAGCUUCCUUCAGAGAUAUUGCAGCUGGGGAAUACGUCAUCCAUAUACAACCUGUGGACCCCUAUAGGCAGGAUGACGCCAGGUGUUUGUGCCAUACCGGUGCUAAUGAUGUGAGACAAUGUCAGUCGUGUCUUGAUACAUCCUCUGCUGUGUUCACUGUCGUUGCCAAUACAGACAUCGCCAACACGACGUCGUCACCACGGGCAAACACCACUACUCAAAUAGCCUCCAAUACAGAUCUCACAUCUACCACCACCUCAUCCGUGUCUACCACGACAGCGACACCAGCAACCAAUGUCAAAAAUGCGACAUCAACAUCCACAACGUCAUCCCUGGCACCUACGGUUACCGCAAAAGUAUCGGUUGCGGAAUACCCAAAUACCACACUUCGACCUGCCACUUCUGCACAAGUACCUGUCAUGAUUUCAAAUGGAGAAAUUGCUGUCCAGGGAAACUGUUCAAGAGAUUUCCCCCCUGAACCGCUUGCAGUAUGGGGUAAACCGAGAAAGCCUUUGGUCUGCACCAUGUGGAAUACUGAGCGAUGCAACGACAGUCUUCCCUCCCACCUAGAAGGCAACGACACAGCAACAGCUCCAACGUCGCUGUCAGUGGACGGAGUGUUUAUUAGAGACCCACAAAACAACAGUUGUCCUCAGAUUAUCAUAACAUGGUCAACAGCGAAUAACGACUCACGGAUUGACAACCUGAAAGGGUUUCUUCUUGAAAUUCGGAAGUACGACAGAAUGAACAACAUCACUUCCUCUCUGUGCAGAAUAUUGGAUUUUUCUUCCACAAGGUUCAGUGCAAGCGAUGACAAGUUGAAGUUCCAGAAGAAACUGGUUGGGUUCCCUGGCGGUUCACAUCUGCUGUAUCAGCUCCAUCUAACGUCUCUCCCACAUCACUCACCAGAUGUCAGACUGACCAAGUUCUUCACACUGCAGCCUGUUCAAAAGGGAACAGUUAUACCUGCAAGUAACUGGACGCCGUUUAUAUCCUACGAUGAGGUGAACUUCACCGCACCUGCAACUAUUGAGGCCAGGUUCAGUCUAGCACCUUCUAGAUACGGCUUUAGUGAAUACAUAGUGAUGCUGGUGCUUACGGGUGACAGUCUUAACGCUAUUGCUACUUGCCGCGUGUUGACCACAUCACAUUACAAAUGCCAGGACAGGGAAUUGCAACCUCCUUCACAAAACGAUACCACGGUUCUUGCUUCAUUCAGCAACAUUUCGACCGGAGAAUAUACUAUCCAUAUACAACCAGUAGAUCCUUAUAGCAUGGAUGACAGUAAGUGCCUGUGUUACGCUUCUGUUGCUAAUGGUAACAGGGUGUGCCAGGGGUGUCUCGACACAGUUACUUCUACAUUUACUGUUGUCCCAGGUGCAGACAUCACCAAUACGACCAUCAUCCCUGUGUCUCCCCCUGCUGCACUAGACCGCAUUGGAGACAUAGUGGCCUCUGUACUCGGUGUUGUCAUAGGGGUUAUAGUAGCGGGCAUAGUGGCUGUUUUUCGGAUAAAUCGUUAUAUAAAAGUUCGAAGUGGGAAACGAUUCCUGGAACAGUGGCAGAAGAGAAAUAAUAACCAAGGAAUAAAGGUUAUCCUACUGAAUACUGAAGAUCAUCAGUACCAUACAAAAGUGGUGUCCGAGUUGGCACUGUUCCUACACAAUUCUUGUGGAUGCUACGUAUCUUACCUACCAUGGGAGAAGGGGAAAAUUGAGCCGGAAGAUGCUGGAGAAUGGGUACUUCAUCACAUGGAUGUCGCAGACUUCAUCAUUGUUGUUAAUUCCCGAAUUGCAUUUGAAACAUAUGAGGCAAGAAGCCGAGACACCAUUGGGCAUACUGCAUUCAACACAGCCAUAUCUCACAUGCAAGCCAAAAAAUCAGAUGAUGCAUAUUUUCAGCGCUUUUUGUUUAUUCACUUUGCUUAUACAGAGGAACAGUUCUUCAUUAAGGAUAUUAAUCCUGCAGUGGAGUAUCAAGUGCCGGAAGAAUUACCUGGCCUUCUAAAUCAUAUCCACGGCAUACAGGGCGGAGAAGAGGCUGAAAAUAACAUUCAUGGCACUCUGGAAAAUAUAUUUGAAAUCAAAGGACUUCAAGAGCUUAUUAUGAAGUCAAGGAAAUAUCAAAUAGCUAACCCACAAUGGUUCGCUUCAGAAGCGAUCCAAGUAGCGGCAUGUGCAGAGUCAGGUGACGACUUCUGUUCUGUGUCCGAGCCUGACAGGAAUCUUUCACGCAGUUUCAACAAUCCCGACCCUCAUCAAACCGCACGUUGGGAAGUUGUUCAAAGUCACCAAUAUCCCUUCGAUCAACGUUAUCGUGCGCCGCCAUUAGAGUCAAACAUAGAAAACUUACGUCCAACUAUUAAUCCUACGUAUGACAGUUCUAUUUCUGACGAAGCCGGUAAUAUUGUUUUGAAAGAUUUCGACUUUUUUCCCGUAAGUGUAAAUGAUGAAAGCGACAUUCUGCUCCCAAGGGAUGCUACAAGAGACAUUGCUACGAGCCAGUUGGAGAAUGGGCAUGCCGUUCUCACUGCCGAUGGCUUAGGGCAAAUAAACCCGACUGUGGACAGAUACAGAUCUCCUGAAUUUGGUGCUGAAGCUUCAAGGAAACUUGGAAGCAGCAUUCUGCCGCCAAGUGAUAUUGCUAGUGACAUAGCGACAAGCCAACUGGAGAAUGAGCUUGCCGUUCUCACCUUGCAUAGCUUAGGACAAAUGAACCCUUCUUUUGACGGAUAUGCGUCUGUUGAAUUUGGUGCUAAAUCUUCAAAGGUAAAUGGAAGCAGCAUUCUGGCCCCAAGUGAAGUGGCCAGUGACACAGCGACAAUCCAACUGGACAACGAGCUUGCCGUUCUCACCUUACACAGCUUAGGGCCGAUGGGUCCUACUUUGGACGGAUAUACGUCUGGUGAAUUUGGUGCUAAAUCUUCAAAGGUAAAUGGAAGCAGUAUUCUGGCGCCAAGUGAAGUGGCCAGUGACACAGCGACAAUCCAACUGGAAAAUGAGCUUGCCAUUCUCACCUUACACAGCUUAGGGCAGAUGGGUCCUACUUUGGACGGAUAUACGUCUGGUGAAUUUGGUGCUAGUUCUUCAAGGGUAAAUGGAAGCAGCAUUCUGCCGCCAAGUGAAGUGGCCAGUGACACAGCGACAAUCCAACUGGAAAAUGAGCUUGCCGUUCUCGCCUUGCAUAGCUUAGAACAAAUGAACCCUUCUUUUGACGGAUAUACGUCUGGUGAAUUUGGUGCUAAAUCUUCAAAGGUAAAUGGAAGCAGCAUUCUGGCGCCAAGUGAAGUGGCCAGUGACACAGCGACAAUCCAACUGGAAAACGAGCUUGCCGUUCUCACCUUACACAGCUUAGGGCCGAUGGGUCCUACUUUGGACGGAUAUACGUCUGGUGAAUUUGGUGCUAAAUCUUCAAAGGUAAAUGGAAGCAGCAUUCUGGCGCCAAGUGAAGUGGCCAGUGACACAGCGACAAUCCAACUGGAAAAUGAGCUUGCCAUUCUCACCUUACACAGCUUAGGGCAGAUGGGUCCUACUUUGGACGGAUAUACGUCUGGUGAAUUUGGUGCUAGUUCUUCAAGGGUAAAUGGAAGCAGCAUUCUGCCGCCAAGUGAAGUGGCCAGUGACACAGCGACAAUCCAGCUGGAGAAUGUGCUUGCUAAUAUCACCAUGAAUAGUUUGGGGAAUAUCAAUUCGACUGCCAUUGAUUUUUCCUGUGCAUCAGUGUAUCACCAAGCUGCCUCCAAGUGAUGCGGCAACAAACACGUUAGAGGAAAGUGUUGGUCGUAUAACUCAUCAAAAUUAUGAAGAUACAAAUCGUGCUCGUGACGAAGAUCUGACUGGUGAAUAUUUAUCUGUUUUAUUUGUAAACACAUACAUUAACAAUACUGGACGCACACCUGACACGUGUAAUGGAAACACGGAUUACAAGACCGUAUGUUGAUAAAGAAUGGUAUAUGUUACAAAUACAAUUAGGCGAACCCUUUUUUAGAUCAGUGGUGUUAAUCCCAUCCUUAAUUUCAUCAUAAAUGUCACCUGGCCCAUGAAGAUCCGGGUGGGAACUGGUCUUCAGCAACCCAUGCUUGUCGUAAGAGGCGUCUAACGGGAACGGGUGGUAAGGUUCGCUGAUGUGGUUGAUGCAUGUAAUCCCAAUUGAAUGGAUCGAUUUCAUGAUAUUCAUCACGUGAUUGUUUUGACCAAACCAGUUAUUUACAGACUUCCGUCAUAUCGCUGGAAUAUUGCUGAGUGCGGCGUUAAACUAUAAACAGACGAACAAACUUAAAUGUCAUCUGUGAAUUGUCAAAACAUAAUACGACUUUUUGAUGAUUCUGUGGUGUGUACCUGAGGUUUUCCCCCAUGAGGAACUGUGGUUGACCUGAUGGGUAAAGCGUUCGCAUAUGACGCCGUAGGAUCUGUUUGAUUCCCGGGUGGAUGUUCUCCGUCGUGACCGUAUGUUUCUUUAGAAGGGUUAACCAUCGAUCUACAUGAACAACAAAUUACUUUUCCACACAAACCAAGUACGCUCGAAAGCCACGCCACUAAUUUUCUUUUUCUUCCAAAUUGUUGUCAAUGUUUACUGUGAUAAAGUAGUUAUUUCAACAUACCUUAUAAAAAAUUAAAACAAACAUAUGAAUUAUUUCAUUUGAAACUCAUUUGUUUAGAACGUGGCCUGUCUUUGCAAACCUAAACAACCUAAUCUUCACACUUCAAAUAUUCAAAUAGACGAAAUUAGUUUCAAUGUGUAUGCUUCAACAAGAAGACACUCUAUUUUAAAUGCAAUACAUCGUUAUGGAUGUCUUUCAAUUUGAAUACAUAUGGAUAUGUGUACUUCACAUGCUCCUCUUACAUAAUAGCCUAGUCCUAGUGUCACCCGCGGUAAUAUUGCAUGAAUAUUUCUAAAAGCGACGUAAAAUCAAACUCACUCACUCACUCACUCCUUCAUAGGACGCUUUUUACAUACGAGGCUCGUCAUGCUGUUAUGUUGCUUAUUCAUAACUCGAGUACGGGGGCACGGGUGGCUGUGCAGAGUUGCGUCCC